Rotaria sp. Silwood1 is the source of this 3948-nucleotide messenger RNA. The record is from the annotation of a GenBank genome assembly. Lineage: Eukaryota; Metazoa; Rotifera; Eurotatoria; Philodinida; Philodinidae.
AUGGUUCCAACACCGUUAGAAUAUUCAUGUUGGUCAAGACAUCGUACUGCAACAGCUGUAUCUGCAUUUGCUAUUUUCACAAGUAUUGUAAUGAUUAUUGGUGUAUUGAUUGUUUGUUUUACAUCACCAAAACGAACAAGUGAAACAUGUCAACAUAUGUUUAGACGAACAAUGAAAAGUUCAAUUAUUUAUAAUUCUCAACCGCGAUCUGUUGCUAUUGGAGAUUUUAAUAAUGAUAAUAAAAUAGAUAUUGUUGUAGCCAAUUCUGGUACAAAUACAAUUGGAAUAUUUCUUUCAAAUGAUAAUGGAACUUUUAUAAAUCAACAAACAUAUUUAACUGGUUAUCAAUCUCGUCCUUAUUCAAUCAUUGUCAAUGACUUUAAUAAUGAUCAUUAUCAAGAUAUUGCUGUUGCUAAUUAUGGUAACAAUAAUAUCGGAAUUUUUCUUGGAUAUAGUAAUGGUACAUUUCAUGACCAAAGAAUAUUUUCACUUGGUUCUUCUCAUCCAUUAUUUAUCACUACAAAUGAUUUCAAUAAUGAUAAUAAAAUGGAUAUAGCUGUUGUUAAUUAUGGUACGAAUAAUAUUGGAAUACUUCUUGGAAAUGGUGAUGGAUCAUUCCAAAAUCAAAUAACUUAUUUCAUCGCUUAUGAUUCUAUUCCAUAUUCUUUAGCAAUUGGUGAUUUCAACAAAGAUAAUCAAUUAGAUAUUGCUGUGGUUAAUUAUGGUACAAAUAACAUUGUUAUUCUUCUUGGAUAUGGUAAUGGUAGGUUCGAAAAUAAAAAUAUUUAUACAACUGAUAUAAACUCCAAUCCAUCUUCUAUCGUAGUUGGAGAUUUUAAUAAUGAUAAUCAUUUGGAUAUUAUUGUUGCAAAUAAUGGAAAUGGAAAUAUUGGGAUAUUUCUUGGUUAUGGUAAUGGCAAUUUUACAGAACAAUUAACCUUCUCAAUAAGUUCCAAUUCUCAUCCACAAUAUAUUACUGUUGGUAAUUUUAAUAAAGACAAUAGAUUUUAUGUUGUUGUCGUUGAUUCGGAAAACGAUCAAAUACAUUUUCUUUCUGAAUAUGAUAAUGGAGCUUUUACAAAGGUAACCACUUAUGAUGGUAUAUCAAAAUCCAAUCCUUUUUCAAUCGCCAUCGCUGAUUUUAACAAAGACAAUCAAUCAGAUAUUGUUGUUGCUAACUAUGCUACUAAUAAUAUACUUAUACUUAGUGGAUAUUUCAGUAUACCAUCAACAAGGCAAACCAACUAUUUUGUGGGACAAAAUACUCGUCCAAACUGUGUUGCAAUUGCAGAUAUUAAUAACGAUGGACAACUUGAUUUAAUCGUUAGCAAUCAUGACAAUAAUGUACUUAUAUUCACUGGUUAUGGUAACGGAACUUUUUCAAAGAACAUGGCAUAUUCAACAGGCGAAAAUUCACUUCCACAUUAUGUUGUUGUUAUUGAUUUGAACAAUGACAAUCGAAUGGAUAUUGUUACUGCUAACUAUGGUUCUAAUACUAUAGGUGUACUUCUUGGACAAGACAAUGGAACUUUUGCUAAUGUAACAACGUAUUCUACAGGUAUUAAUUCUUUACCAUGGUCAGUCGCUGUUGGAGAUCUUAAUGGAGAUAAUAUACUAGAUAUUGUUUCCGGUAACUGGGGCUUUACUUAUGUAAGUGUUUUUCUUGGACUUGGUAAUGGAAUUUUCGGUAAUACGACAACAUACUUUACUGGUUAUGACUCUAAUCCAAUCUCAGUCGUUGUUGGUGAUGUCAACAAUGACAAUCGAUUAGAUAUUAUUACCGCUAAUCAUCACUCUGAUAAUGUAGGUAUUUUAAUUGGAUAUGGGAAUGGAAGUUUCAACGAUGUAACGACGUAUUCUGUUGGUCUUUAUACUUAUCCAACGUAUGUCGCUCUUGCUGACUUCAAUAGGGAUAAUCAACUUGAUAUUCUUGUUGCUACUUUACAAGGUAGUUUUGUAGGUGUUCUUCUUGGACAUAGAAAUGGAACUUUUGAAAAAGUCACGACUUACUCAACUGGCUCUACUUCUUCGCUAUAUUCUAUCGCUAUUGCUGAUUUCAACAAUGAUAAUCAGUAUGAUUUUAUUGUGACUGAUAUCGGAAAUAAUGUAGUAAUUAUCUUUUACGGAUAUGGUAAUGGCAGUUUUCAACUUGCAAGAACAUAUUCUACUGGUUUUGGCUCAAACCCAUAUAGUGUGACUACCGUCAAGUUAAAGAACAAAAAUGAAACCGAUAUUGUUGUUACUUUGUGGGGCAAUGGGAAUGUUGCUAUAUUAACUGAAUAUUAUGCUGCAGAAUUUGUAAAUCAAAGCGCUUAUACAACAGAUUCAGCUCCACAACCAUAUUCAGUAACUGUUGGUAACUUUAAUAAUGACAAUAAAGUGGACAUUGCCAUAGUCAAUUCAGGAACUGAUAAUUUAGAUGUACUUUUUGGUUCAAGUAAUGGUACGUUUGAAACAGAAACAAUAUAUUAUAUUGGUGAGAAUUUUCAUCCACAAUAUAUUAUCAGUGAUGAUAUAAACAAAGAUAAUCAUCUAGAUAUAGUUACUGCUAAUUCAAAAAAUGAUAGUAUUAGUGUAAUUAUGGGAUAUGGUAAUGGGACUUUUGCACCUCAAAUGAUUUAUUCUACUGGAACUGACUCAUAUCCAUAUGCAGUGGCUAUAAGCGAUAUGAAUAAUGAUAAUCGAUUGGAUUUAAUCAUUGCUAAUAGUGGAACAAAUAAUAUAGGAAUAUUGUUUGGAUUUAAUUAUACAUCAUUUCGAAGACAGACGACAUAUUCAAGUGAAGAUAGUUUAGGUCCAUGGGGAAUCAUCACUGAUGAUUUCAAUAAUGAUAACUAUCUAGAUAUUGCCGCUACCUUUUUCAAUAGUAAUAACAUAGGUGUUCUUCUUGGAUACGGUAAUGGAAGCUUUGGUAUUGUAAUAAUUCAUCCGACUGGAAAUGGUUCAGCGCCUCAAUCACUGGCUGCCUAUGAUUUUAACAAUGAUGGAGUAUUGGAUAUUGUCGUUGCAAAUUAUGGUACUAAUAAUAUAGUUAUUCUUCUUGGAUAUGGCAAUGGAAGCUUCGCUACCAUAGGUACAUAUUCAACUGGACAAAAUUCUCGACCUUACGCCGUCAUCAUUAUCGAUAUAAAUGAUGAUGGUCGAAUGGAUAUUAUUGUAGCAAAUUAUGGUACUAGCAAUAUAGGUAUUCUAUUUGGAUGUGGCAAUUUCAAUUUCACUACCAUGGUGACUUAUUCGACUGGAAAUAAUUCUGGUCCAGAUUCUAUCGUUGUUAGUGAUUUCAACAAUGAUGGUUCAUUGGAUAUCGCUGUUGCUAAUUAUUUUACUAGCAAUAUUGGUAUUUUCAUUGGACUUGGAAAUGGAAGUUUUAAAAGUGAAGUGAUUUAUUCAUCGGGAGACCUAUCGUUUCCGGUGUGGAUAACUGUAGGUGAUUUCAACAACGACAGUCGAAUUGAUAUCGCUACUGCUAAUUAUAAUAUGAAUAAUGUAGGCAUCUUUCUUGGAUGUGGAAAUGAAACUUUUGCUCCUGUCGUAACAUAUUCAACUGGGGAUGGAGAUGGAAGUUUUUUAUUGGGAAUCGCAUAUUCAACUGGCACUGGAUCUACAUCACAGGGAUUAGUUAUUGAUGAUUUUGACAAUGAUACUCGAUUAGAUAUUGCUGUCUCCAAUUAUAUGACAAAUAAUAUAGGCAUCUUUCUUGGAUACGACAAUGAACCAUUUGCAGGUGUGAUGACAUAUAGUACUGGUACUAGAUCACAACCAUAUUCGAUCGCUAUUGAUGAUCUCAAUAAUGAUGGUUGGUUGGAUAUUAUUGUAGCUAAUUAUGGUACUAAUAAUGUAGGUGUUUUACUUGGACGUAGCAAUCGAUUUUUUGAUCCCAUAAUGACAUAUUCAACAGGAGUUGGUUCUGCUCCAUAUUCUGUUGCAACUGGUGAUUUUAAUAGUGAU